Molecule: messenger RNA, 1552 nt
Organism: Sorghum bicolor (sorghum)
Lineage: Eukaryota; Viridiplantae; Streptophyta; Magnoliopsida; Poales; Poaceae
Product: aspartic proteinase nepenthesin-1
Exons: 1
Coding region: 1-1437 (478 amino acids)
Biological process (GO): proteolysis
Cellular component (GO): extracellular region
Molecular function (GO): aspartic-type endopeptidase activity
Source: RefSeq, a predicted model, not a curated record
AUGGGCAAUUUUGCUUUGUUUGAUCAAACGAAACCUGUCGAAACAAAACGGAGGAAGACGUCGCAGUUUUCUCACGACAUGGCGUGCAGAGCUGUAGCACCUCUGCUGACGCUUGCUGCUCUUCUCAUCGGCUUCCUCUCGCCGGUGACUCCCGCGAAGACAGCUCACGGCUUCCGCGCCACCCUCGCUCGCGUCCACCAGCAUCCCGGCAACUACGCCGCCGCGGCACGUCGCGACGCGCGCCGCCUCGCGCUGCUUUCGCACCGGGCCCCCAUGGGAGGCGCGCCGACGACCACGAGCUCCGUCUCCGCCUCUUCCUGCCAUGGCCUCCUCGAGGCGCUAGCGGAGAACGGCGCAGGGGCGUACCACAUGAUCCUGUCCGUCGGCACGCCGCCCCUGGCCUUCCCGGCCAUCAUCGACACCGGCAGCGACCUCACCUGGACGCAGUGCGCGCCGUGCACCACCGCGUGCUUCGCGCAGCCCACGCCGCUGUACGACCCGGCGCGCUCCUCCACGUUCUCGAAGCUCCCCUGCGCGAGCCCCCUGUGCCAGGCCCUGCCGAGCGCCUUCCGCGCGUGCAACGCCACCGGCUGCGUCUACGACUACCGCUACGCCGUUGGAUUCACCGCCGGGUACCUCGCCGCGGACACGCUAGCCAUCGGGGACGGGGACGGGGACGGGGACGCUUCGUCGUCGUUCGCGGGCGUCGCGUUCGGGUGCAGCACGGCGAACGGCGGAGACAUGGACGGCGCGUCGGGCAUCGUCGGGCUCGGGCGCAGCGCGCUGUCCCUCCUGUCGCAGAUCGGCGUCGGCCGGUUCUCGUACUGCCUCCGCUCCGACGCGGACGCCGGCGCCAGCCCGAUCCUGUUCGGCGCGCUGGCGAACGUGACCGGCGACAAGGUGCAGUCCACGGCGCUCCUCCGGAACCCCGUGGCGGCGCGACGACGCGCCCCGUACUACUACGUGAACCUCACCGGCAUCGCGGUCGGCUCGACCGACCUCCCUGUCACCAGCAGCACGUUCGGGUUCACGGCGGCCGGCGCGGGCGGGGUGAUCGUGGACUCCGGCACGACGUUCACGUACCUGGCCGAGGCAGGGUACACGAUGCUGAGGCAGGCGUUCCUGUCGCAGACGGCCGGCCUGCUGACGAGGGUGAGCGGCGCACAGUUCGACUUCGACCUCUGCUUCGAGGCCGGUGCCGCCGACACGCCCGUGCCGAGGCUGGUGUUUCGCUUUGCGGGCGGCGCGGAGUACGCCGUGCCGCGGCAGAGCUACUUCGACGCCGUCGAUGAGGGAGGGAGAGUGGCGUGCUUGCUGGUGCUGCCGACGAGGGGCGUGUCCGUGAUAGGCAACGUCAUGCAGAUGGAUCUGCACGUGCUUUACGAUCUCGACGGCGCGACCUUCUCCUUCGCGCCGGCGGAUUGCGCUAGCCUUUGAUUUUGUUGUUCAUUCACAGCUCCAAAAUUGUAUAUAUGUCGUUUCAUGCAUCUUGCGCGAACUAUUGCUUUUUAUCCUAUGGGUUGCCCAUUUAUUCAGGUGUUUUCUUUUCUUU